Messenger RNA from Ochlerotatus camptorhynchus, 2998 nucleotides. RefSeq names its product lethal (3) 05822. Gene Ontology annotation, cellular component: actin cortical patch. Gene Ontology annotation, biological process: plasma membrane tubulation; actin cortical patch localization; endocytosis. The coding region runs from base 446 to 2149 and encodes 567 amino acids. The record is from RefSeq and is a predicted model, not a curated record. Lineage: Eukaryota; Metazoa; Arthropoda; Insecta; Diptera; Culicidae. The transcript has 4 exons. Gene Ontology annotation, molecular function: protein binding; lipid binding.
AAAAUGGUGCAUCGAGGGGCGACGGUCGUACGAUAAUAUUUUAUUGCACCAUCAAAUAAAGUUCCGAAUUAUUUAAUGUCUGCCUUUUCCUUGUCGCCAAUAGUUGUGCUUGUGCUGGUGAAAAAGUUUCCCCCAAUCGCGUCUCGGUUCGUGAUCAUCCUCGCCGAGUGAUUUUUUAUAUCCGAAAAGUCGUGUUUUAUUGUGAAAAGUACAGCUGUAGGAAGAGUGGCUGGUGUGUAGUGUUUCGCAUAAUAUUAUUGUAUUUUCCACGACUCGGUGAUUGUGUGUUUAGUUUUUUCAUCUGAAAGUUCCUCCACUAGUUGGAUAGUAGCAGCAGUGGAGAAGUGUAAGAACGCGAAACAGGAAGCAGAGACCACCUCGUCUCGGGAGACGGAGCGAGAGGGGACCAGUGUAUGUGUUGGAUCCCGCUUCAUCUCUUAGCCAUAUGAGUAGAAAUAUGACGAUCCCGUCAAGGCCAGCCCCACCGCCACCACAGGCAGCCUCGAACAAAACCACACGCUACAGCCCGGCCACCAACUGGGAUGAUACGCCAUUCAGUGCACCACCAACCAGUAUUGGUGCGGUCGGCAGUAGACCUGCCCCGCCACUGACUGGAAAUCAGCUCAACAUGAAGCCUAAGAAAGCGCCUCCACCAAGGCCUCCCCCACCGAAAGUCGUCCCGGCACUGAAGAAACCCGGCCAGCCACAGUCCAUCAACAUCCUAUCGAAUCUGUUCGGUCAGAAGAGGAACCACGCAUCGAAAGGGGUCGCACAGAAAGGACAAGUUCCUAUGAAGUUGCCGCCACCUCCGAAACAACCUCCGCCCCUGCACCAACACACUACCGGACACUACAGCUCCAUCGGGUCCACUCCGAACAGCAAUGCUCAAUCCCAUGGAAAUGGGGCAGAAUUUCUAAUAAGCUUCGAUUCGCCACCGAGUUCGCCAACGUUCACACAAAAAUCCUGCAGCGAUUGCAUCAGUGUGGAUAGUUUUAGUUCCGAUUCGAAUUAUUCUUCCCCGAACAAUGGAAACAUGUCCCAGGCGGAGAGCGGUUUCGAGGAUGACUUUGUCAGUCAGCACGAACACCAACGUUCAAAGGCCACCACGCCGGCAUCGUCGACGGCAGCCACGCCAUCCUCGUCGACCCUGAAAGACCUCUGGGAUCUUUCCGACACUUUCGGAAUGCCUCCACCAGGAGCGAAAUCGACAACGAGCACCUCCACAAGCAACAUCUACGCACCGCUGAGCUCCGCCACGAUACGAGCCCCCGCGGUGAACAGCAAACUGUACGCUUCAGAAUUCGUCGAUCCCCUCUGCAAUGGAAAAUCCGUUGCCCCUAAAGUACAAACCGUCGCGAAGCCAACCAUCAUCAAACCCGGUGGUUGCAAUGGUAGCAAUAGUCAAAAGUCCACCCCCGUGCACAAUCUCAAGCCGAAAUCGGCGAUGCCGGGACUCUGGGCGACAAUGAAAUCUCCAGCCCCAUUGCCUACGACGAUAGUUCCUGUUGCUGCACGGUUGCCGCCAAUGGUGGACGGCUUCGACGAUGGAGAGGAAUCGCUCGAUUCCCUGCCGUCGCCACCGAUGCCAAACAUUCCGCCACCACCGCCACCGCCCUGCGUGGCGGAUGAAUCUGAGGACCUUGAAACGACCGAACCAUACGGAAUCGCUAUGUACGAUUUCAGGGGAGAAACCGAUGAGGAUCUCAGUUUUAGGAUCAAUGAAAAAAUCUACUUGCUAAAGCGACUGAACGAAGAGUGGCUUCUGGGCCGGGACCGGCGCGGCUGCGAGGGCAUGUUCCCAGCCAACUACAUUGAGGUGAAGGUAUCCCUGCAGGAAGGACGAUUACCCACAACCACCACCAGCAACAGCAAAAGCAGCAACCAAUCUGCUACCAAGUAUGGUGAUAUUAGUCAUAGUGGAACCGAUAGCUUUAAAAAUCAUCUCAAAGUGCGAGUGCUGUACACCUUCAACGCCGAGACACCGGAAGAUUUAACGAUAGUGGAAAAUGAGCACGUAACCGUUCUAGGGCAGAUCACGUCCGAGUGGCUGUACGGAGAGAUGAAUGGACGGCGAGGUCAGUUCCCGGCCAACUUUAUCGAGUACCUUCCACCCAAUCUACCUUCAAUGGCGGCCAGCGGUGGGACCUAAAAGUGGUAUACGUAGUUGGUAAGAUCCCUUCAUCUAAAUUGUUUUGUUUGAUUCCUCACAUCAUUGGCACUUUUAAUUUCAUUGGUUGUCUUUUGAUACACUCCCACAUAAUUUGAUGAAAUUCGUAGGAUUCAGAGGAGAGCGUUUUUACAGAAUUUUCCCCGUAAGCACUGUAGAAAUAUUUCAUGAAAGCCAUUAACUGAGAAUAGUAGCAAAUGCCUUUAGGAGAGUAAGCAUUUCUUUUCAUUUAUGUACAUAUUUUUGCUACAAUGUAAUACACGAUCUGUGCGAGGUACAUACAGGCACAUACUUUAUUGCCUUAGCGCAAGUCGCGAAGAUCGGAUGUGUCAUUUUGUUGUUGUUAAUUAGCAAGUCUUGGUUUUAUUGGUGAUGAUAGUUGUUUGUUCGUUUGUUUGUGACCUGUAUGGUUGAGUUUUGUCCAUUUAUUGAGAAUAAAACGAGGCCUUCUGAAGGCCUGCCAAAAUGUGAUUUGAACGUGAUGGUAUUACUGAUAGUUAUGCAUGCGAAACCAUUUAUCGUUUGGAAGGAGUGAAUGAAAUGGGAUAGAAGUAGUAGAGGACAGAAAAUCAAAUAAACUGAUAAUCUUUAGACUUUAGUUGAUCUGAAUCUAAUAACUGUAAAAAUGGCACUAUUUACGACGCUCUAAAACUACUGAAGUAACUAACAUUGUGGAAACGAUAUGUCCUAUUUGUCUAAACAUUUUGUAUUAGAUAUUCUAAGCUUAGCUAUAAUUUAUUGAAAAUAUCAACAUACACUCAACACUGACUAUUGGUAGGUUCUUUUGUAAAGAUUUUUUACUUGAGAAAUACAAAAUGUGCAUUCACUAAA